AUGACACCGUUUGAAGUGGUAACUGGAGUAAGACAAACGGGAAUGGCAGAACUUUUCCUGUUCAACUUCGCCAUAGACGACGUCAUGCGAGGAGUAGUCGAUCAGUGUCCUGCAGACGUCGUCUUAGCACUGUCAGGUCACCCUAAACCCAUCUCGAACGCUGACCUGCAUGCCCUUCUCGGAGCUGCAGAGCGUAUCAAAUUUCACGUGAUUGCUCUGCAGGGGACCAAGUGCAGAAAGAGCGACGUACGACAGAUGAAUGACGGUACACUCAUCAUUCGUGGAGAGAAGGUUCCGUCGCGAAAUGUAGGCGGUGUUGGUUUUGUUGUGCAUCCAUCUGUCGUCCAUCUCGUCGAUCCUCACGAGAUCCUGUCACCUCGUCUGGCCAUUCUUCGCCUCCGCCCUCUGCGCCAAAAAUCCAUCAGUAUCAUCAACUGCUAUUCACCAACAUCAGCAGCUGAUGAUUCCGAAUUGGACGCAUUUUACGAGGAGCUGGAGGAAGUAGUCCGCAACGAGAAGUCCUUUUACAAAUUCGUUGCCGGAGACUUCAACGCGAAACUAGGAAAGGCCACAGAAGAGGAAUACAGGAUUGGAAGAUUUGGACUAGGGGACCGGAAUGAAAAUGGCAAUCGCCUCGCCGGGCUGUUGUCCGCCGCUCGCCUCCUUCAUGGGAACUCUCUUUUCAUGAAAAAAGAUCAUCGUCGGUGGACAUGGGAUUCGCCCAAUGGCGGGACUCGAGCGGAGAUCGGCAACAUACUCACCAACCGGAAGUGGUGUCUACUUGACGUCUCAGUAGUACCAUCCUUCUGUAGUGGUUCUGAUCACCGUCUCCUUCGUGCGAAAAUACGACUUAGCCACACGAUGGAAAAGAACAUCUGCUAUCGGCAACGAAGGAGAAAAGAAGUCGUCUACAACUAUUGCGUACUCGAGGACUCCCUCUCCCAAGGUGACUGGCACAUCGAGGAGGACCCAAACGUGGACUACGAGAUGCUGCUCAGAGGAUUACGAGCCUGUGCUGAACGUGCCUCGAAGUCGCGCACGGCAAACUUGGAUCGAAUUUCGAAGACCACCAAGGAAUUGUUAGGAAGAAGAAGGGCUUUGAGGCUUGAUCCGAAUGCAUCGCACAUUGAGCGGCAGAAGAAGAUUCUAGAAGCAGCACAAAGAAGAACGAGUCUAAAGAAGUGCCGCAGGGAUCUCCGCGAAUAUAAUAUUCCGCUAGCAACCUUGCUGAGCGAAGACGGGACUCGCACGUCUUCUCGUCGUGAGAUGGAAAUAAUUACGGAGAGGUUCUACUCGAACCUUUUCCGUUCAUCAACUCCUGUGUCAAGCCCAAUCAUCCCCACUGGCGAAGCCCUACCACGGAUUCUCCUUUCGGAAGUACGAGUUGCUAUCAAGAGCAUGAAACCUGGCACAACCCCCGGACCUGAUUUUAUAUCAGCAGACUUUCUUCGGGCUGGUGGCCAUCCGCUUCAUGUAAUCUUAGCAGCGCACAUGACAUCCUAUCUUCAGAAAGAAAGGAUCUCAGAUCAGUGGAAGACCUUGCGAACCGUUCUUAUCCAUAAGAAAGGUGACCGAGAGGACCUUCGGAACUACCGCCCGAUAUGCUUGCUGAGCGUGUUAUACAAAGUAUUCACCAAGAUCAUCCUCACACGCAUAUCUAGGACACUGGAUGAAGCCCAGCCUCAGGAACAAGCUGGAUUCCGCCAAGGGUUCAGCUGCUUGUACCACAUCCAGACCGUGUCGAGGGUCAUAGAGGUUUGCCGGGAAUACCGCCUGCCCCUUGUUCUAACCUUCGUCGACUAUGAGAAAGCCUUUGACAGCGUAGAAACGAAUGCAGUCAGCGCUGGUCGAUCAAGGGACGCUAAACGCCCCAGAGGGAGACCGCCAACGAGAUGGGGUGACGUGUUCGCUGCACGGAUGGACCAGCUGAGAGCUCAGCUGGAUACGGCCCAAGGACCUCGUCAACAGGGCCCUGACGCCCUUAUUGAGCUCUUGCUUAACGCCCAAAGCCGACGAAUGGACGAGCAGAGAGCUGCGCUUCUGCCAGGUUUUAACGACGAAGCGCAGGCUAAUCAGCUCCUUGAGAAACUGGAAUCAUCCUCUGGCGAAAACAGAGGCUCCAAGGACGAAGACAAUUUAAUCGAGUUGCUCAUGCGGGCUCAAAGCCAGAGGAUGAAUGAGCAGCGUUCUGAGCUCGCCCCAGAUCCGAAAAAUGCUACGGAACCCGAUCCGCCAAGCUCUACACCAGAGGAUGAAGUAUCAUCCCUUGUGAUGCGCAUGCAAGCUGGGAGGUUUGAAGACCAAAGAGCGCAUCUACAAAGCCAGAAUGAAAAUGAUUAA
This is a messenger RNA of Necator americanus (New World hookworm), 2340 nucleotides long. RefSeq lists its product as uncharacterized. Gene Ontology annotation, molecular function: GTPase regulator activity; protein binding; catalytic activity. Bases 1 to 2340 code for a protein of 779 amino acids. Lineage: Eukaryota; Metazoa; Nematoda; Chromadorea; Rhabditida; Ancylostomatidae. The record is from RefSeq and is a predicted model, not a curated record. The transcript has 7 exons.